GCGGCGGUGACCAGAAGGAGGAGAAAGAACAUGGCGGGCGCGGCGGGGCCCGGGACUGGCCCGGGGGCAGCGGGCGGAGAUGGAGACGAUUCGCUAUACCCGAUCGCGGUUUUAAUAGACGAACUCCGCAAUGAGGACGUGCAGCUCCGUCUCAACAGCAUAAAGAAGUUAUCAACAAUUGCCCUAGCACUUGGAGUGGAAAGGACGCGAACUGAACUGCUGCCAUUCCUUACAGAUACAAUUUAUGAUGAAGAUGAGGUACUGUUAGCUCUUGCUGAGCAGCUGGGAAAUUUCACCGGCCUGGUGGGAGGUCCUGACUUUGCCCAUUGUCUGCUGCCUCCUUUGGAAAGUCUGGCGACGGUGGAAGAGACUGUGGUUCGAGACAAGGCUGUGGAGUCCCUGAGGCAGAUAUCCCAGGAGCACACUCCUGUUGCUCUGGAAGCUCAUUUUGUACCUCUGGUGAAACGCCUAGCGAGUGGGGAUUGGUUCACUUCUCGCACAUCUGCAUGUGGUUUGUUCAGCGUUUGCUAUCCCAGGGCUUCAAAUGCUGUCAAAGCAGAAAUUAGACAGCACUUCCGUUCCUUGUGCUCAGAUGACACACCAAUGGUACGCCGAGCUGCUGCUUCCAAAUUGGGCGAAUUUGCAAAAGUUUUAGAAUUAGACAGUGUGAAAAGUGAAAUUGUCCCAUUGUUCACUAAUCUAGCCUCAGAUGAACAGGAUUCAGUGCGCCUGCUAGCUGUGGAAGCUUGUGUCAGUAUUGCCCAGUUACUGUCUCAGGAUGACCUUGAGGUUUUGGUGAUGCCUACACUUCGACAAGCAGCAGAAGAUAAAUCUUGGCGAGUUCGCUACAUGGUAGCGGACAAAUUUUCAGAGCUCCAGAAAGCUGUGGGUCCUAAAAUCACCCUAAAUGACCUCAUCCCCGCCUUUCAGAACCUACUUAAAGACUGUGAAGCUGAAGUCCGAGCAGCUGCUGCCCACAAAGUAAAAGAACUUUGUGAGAACUUGCCCACUGAGGGUAGAGAAACCAUAAUUAUGAAUCAAGUUCUGCCCUAUAUAAAGGAAUUAGUAUCUGAUACAAAUCAACAUGUCAAAUCAGCUCUAGCUUCUGUAAUUAUGGGAUUGUCUACCAUUUUGGGCAAAGAGAAUACCAUUGAACAUCUUCUACCUCUUUUUUUAGCUCAGUUAAAGGAUGAGUGUCCUGAAGUUCGUUUGAAUAUCAUCUCCAAUUUGGAUUGUGUAAAUGAAGUGAUUGGAAUCCGUCAGCUCUCCCAAUCUCUUCUUCCUGCCAUAGUGGAGUUAGCUGAAGAUGCCAAGUGGCGGGUCCGGCUGGCCAUCAUUGAGUACAUGCCACUGCUUGCCGGCCAGCUGGGUGUGGAAUUCUUUGAUGAAAAGCUAAAUUCUUUAUGUAUGGCUUGGCUUGUGGACCAUGUGUACGCCAUUCGUGAAGCUGCCACCAACAACCUCAUGAAACUGGUUCAGAAGUUUGGUACAGAGUGGGCCCAAAAUACCAUUGUUCCCAAAGUGUUAGUGAUGGCAGACGACCCUAAUUACUUGCAUAGAAUGACCACUUUAUUCUGCAUUAAUGCACUGUCUGAAGCCUGCGGUCAGGAAAUAACCACUAAGCAGAUGCUGCCCAUUGUGUUGAAAAUGGCAGGAGACCAAGUGGCGAACGUCCGUUUCAAUGUGGCCAAAUCUCUACAGAAAAUUGGACCAAUUCUAGAUAAUGAUGCUCUGCAGGUGGAAGUUAAGCCGGUACUGCAGAAGUUAGGCCAAGAUCAAGACAUGGAUGUCAAAUACUUCGCACAGGAAGCUAUAAGUGUGGUGGCCCAAAGGCUGAGGAAGCUAGAUUUUCCUGUCAAGGGCAGUGAAGAGCCCAGCGCCCCUGGGGCUGACAAGAACCACUUCCUGAGACCCAGGGGGCCUGGAGAGGACACUGAGAAGGGACCAGCACAUCAGUUGCAUGUAAAUACUAGAGACACACUUGCCCAGCUGGGAACUGCAGAACUAGUGCAUUUUUCCCGAAGCAGAGACUAAUACUCCUGGAUUAAAAAAAGAGCACAAACAAAAAAUAAAGUACCACACAUAUUGCACUUUUUGCCGAAUGAUGAAAUUUUUACCUCAUGUUCGUUUCACUGAAGUCUCUUCAGAGGAUCCUGGUUUACAAGAUAAUAAAGCUAAUGGUUAUAUACAGUAGUGUACACACUGCUAAUGAGAAACAGACUGGAAAGUCAUUUCAAAGCAGCCUCUCACAAAGAGUGGUAUUAAGCCUUCUUAUUAGUGUUACUUUAGUGUUUGUGAAAACUGCCUGGAAGCUUAUACAGGUCACUAAUUAGGGGACAGAGCAACACAGAUGACCAGACAGGGCUGUGAAAACAGCACCUGACUGACCUACAGGACCAGUCUCCUCCCACCAGCUCACAUUUCAGUAAAUGCAGGUGGUUAUGGAAUUUAUUGAUUUCUGCUUGAAAUGGGAAAGGCAAAUAGGAGCUUACAACAUAGGUCCAGCCAGACAGGUCAUGCUAUUCCCCAGGUAAGCAUCUGAGCCACCAGUCUGUCCCUAACACAUGUCUGUCUCCAGGUCCUCUUAACCUCCAGCAGCCCCGCAGCCGGCCUCAGCAUCCCGCCACAGCUCCGAGGCCUCCUGGGCUAAAAGGCCUACGGCCUCAUUGGUGCAGGUGUCUAAGUCCAUCUGUAACUGUGCCAUUCCCGAACUGUGAAAUGAGUGGCCUCCUUUUUCAACAGGGAAGGCAUUUAAGUUUCAUAAAUAUUACAGCACUUCAAUAGUAUAUUUUGGAAAAACAUCCUUCAUUCUAAAUGAAUCAAGCUGUUUUAGAACUAGGUAUUUGCAAAGACUUAAAACAGAUCAGAGACCUUAAUGGAAGGACCUCUUAAAUGAAAUAUCUAUUUCAUGAAGAAAUCAUCAAUCUUAACCAUGAGGAAGAAUAAACAAUGCACAGAAGGAACACGAUUCAUUCUUCCUGGACUGCCACUGUGUAUUCUUAACUCACAAAGGCAACAGUCCUCCCUAGUACCCUUUCUGGCUAACACCAGGGUCCAGCCCCCCACAGAGCACCCCUGCAAAGCAUCCCGGCAUCAGGGGGGCCGGGAGCAAGCACUGCUCAAGGUACCAAUGCUGGCGGGGCCUAGGCUAGGGGGCAGAACAGACCUCCCGAGACAGUCCAUCCUUCUCGCCUGCCUAGACAAUUACUACAAAGAGGAAAGGCAACUUAAAGGUGUUCCUAGAUGCAGCAUCAAUGUAGUAUCUGUCUCUCUUCUUUGUGCUUUAAGGAAGAUGCUUGUGCUUAAUGCAUUCAUCUGCAGAUAGGACAAGCCAUUCUGAAGGACAGAAAUGACAGUCUUUGUAAAUAAUACUGAAUUUGUCACACUUGCGUGUUAUUGUCCAAAUGACAGAUUGCUCCUUCUAGGUACACAGUUGACUAGCUGUAGCGCCUAUUUUUUACUUACUUUGAUGAAUGAAUUGUAAUGGUUAAGUUUUAUUAGUAAUAUAAUGAGUUUGGCAGAUGAUUUGCUUAAGUGGUUAACACAUCUGUGGUUUUUGAAUAUUGCUGUAAUACUUGAACAUUUAAUUACAAGUCAAAACUUUAAGGAAAUUAAGAAUACAAUUCCCACAUGGUGGAAAGCAAACUCUGAAGUGACUUUGGAUUUAGCAUUGAUAUAAAUGGAAAACUUGGUUUCUACAGAAAAGAAAUAAUUAAAGCGUGAUCUGGGGGGAAAAGGCACAGCACUACCACUUCACAUGGGAAAUAUAAGUUCAUUUUUCUUGUUCUUAAAAUCUCUAAGCCCUAUAUGAAACUGUCCAAAUAUACAAAGCUCAAUAAACUACUAGCAACAUACAGUGUGAAGUCAAAGUAGUUAUUACACUGUAAAAGAGCCACUAGGUUCUCUGAUGACCAGCUGCCCAAACCACAAGUCCCCACCAUACACUCUGUAGGAAGAGCCUGUCUUCCCCUGGCCCAGGGCUGCUGCUCUUGAUGGUUUCUCGAGUUUCUCAUCUCCACUAUGGGGGGAGGGGGAUUCUACAGGGGACAUCUUUGGAGCCAAGGACACUCUGAGUCUGUAACCCAGGGCACCUUCUGAAGAGGUGUGCUGCCUGCUCCCACAUGGAGACGACCACUAUUCUCCGGGGUUAGUACCAGCUGGUGUUUGGUGGCCCUUGAAACAAAGUUCACACCCCAGUGCUUUGUGAUGGUCUUGGGGACAACUUCAGCAGCAGCUUUGAACUUACGCUUCAAUGACAAAGUACAACUCUAAUUUCUGCUCAUCGAUUUCAUUAUGUGUCCUUGAUUUGCCUUUAGGCAACAUGUUGUUCCUUGGCUUCAGUGAAAAAUACUGUCUUUCUCCCCACUUAUAAUGAAUAGCAUGCAGUUUUCCUGCAUUCACCAAGGUUUUCCUUGAUAACUGGUGUAGUUCUGGAUAAAACCUAGGUCUAGACGUCUUCUUAUAAAAACACUAGUCAGUGUCUCCCAUGGGAGUUUGCUCCAUUGACCCGAGGGCGUCAGCCUACAACUGUGUUCCAGCACUUGCCACAGAAAACUCCGGUGGGACGGAGCCAGGAAGAAGCAACAUCAGCCUGGCCAGGCCCUCUGAUUCCAGUUGGGCAACUUGAUUUUUCCCCCUAGGGAGAGGGCAGGAAAAUAAGCUUUAAAUGUAAAAGGCUGGAAUAAAAAUAAAAACACACUCUUCCUACACUCGA
This is a messenger RNA of Phyllostomus hastatus (greater spear-nosed bat), 4714 nucleotides long. It is a transcript of the gene PPP2R1B, whose product is annotated as protein phosphatase 2 scaffold subunit Abeta. Gene Ontology annotation, biological process: protein dephosphorylation. NCBI's taxonomy places the organism in Eukaryota, Metazoa, Chordata, Mammalia, Chiroptera, Phyllostomidae. Gene Ontology annotation, molecular function: protein binding; protein phosphatase regulator activity. The record is from RefSeq and is a predicted model, not a curated record. Bases 31 to 2034 code for a protein of 667 amino acids. The transcript is spliced from 16 exons. Gene Ontology annotation, cellular component: cytoplasm; protein phosphatase type 2A complex.